UGUCUUCUAAUUCUAUCUGAAGGUCUUCCAAAAAUAUUUGACUGAAUUGCGUGCUUUGAUUUUCCAUCAGUUUGCCCCAAGAACAAGUACAGAAAAGGUAAUAUUAGUGAUUUUCUCUUUUUCUUGUGUGUCUCGUAAUAUAUUUUCUGGAUUUUCUGUUUAGAUUUUAGAUGACAGCUUCAAUGAAAGCUUUUCAUGGUGAAGAAACCUUUAUAGUCUUUGUGGACAACAGCGAUGAUGAGGAGUGUUUUGGAGCAUUUCAGGAUAGAGAGCUCAUCGAAGUAGAUGUCGGAGAUGAUGAAGAAAUAUCCCAGGAAAAGUUGAACCCAGAUCUAGGCGAAACCAUCCCCACUGUCGCGAAAAAGUGAAAAAUCUGCAUACUUUUUCCGGACAAUAGCGAUGAUGAGGAGUGUUUUGCAGGAUUUGAUGAGAACGUGUUGAUGGCAGAAGGCGUUAAUGUGGCGGAAGCCGAAAGGGUAUCCCAGGAAAACUUGAUUACUUGCGGCACCGUACAAAAAAAUCGCAAAAAUUUGCCAGAACUGAAUCCAGAUAAGAAGAUGAAGAGAAGAGACAUUGAUUGGCAGUGUUCAGGACGCAUUGUAUGUGUAAAGUGGAUGGACAAUCGCUCGGUCAUGCUCCUCUCAAAUUAUAUGUCGCCAACAGAAAUGGUGAAGGUGCAGAGACGGCAGUCUGGGACAUCACAGAAGCUGGAGCUAAAUUGUCCGAAAAUUGUCCACACUUACAAUCAACACAUGAAUGGGGUGGAUAUCAUGGACCAGAAAAAGUCAUAUUAUGAGCAAGAUAGAAAGUGCGCGGCAAAAUUCUACCUAAAAUUAUUCUUUGAUAUUCUGGACAUUGGUAUAAACAACGCGUGCAUCGUUUACAACGAAAUGUCACAGGAGAAAAACAUUGGAAGAUCACUCACACUGCUGCAGUUCAGACAGGAAGUGGCUAGGUGUCUCAUUGGUGAUUAUAGGAGUAGGACACGAGCGCCUCCCACUAUUAGACAUUCUAAUGAACUACUUCAACCCCUCCAGCACUGUCCAGUUUGGAUAAAAAUAAGAAGCCGGUGCCACCUGUGUUAUACGAAAAAUAAAGUAGACAGCAGGACCUUUUGUAAAUGUGAAGCAUGCGGAGUGUAUCUAUGCUUCAAUUCAACACGCAACUGCUUCAAACAGCAUCAUGAUCCAAAAAAUUUGUCAUUGAUGCGAACGGAUUAUUCUGGACUUAUCCAUGGAGCAGUCCGACGAACCUUAGAAUGUUCCCUCGAAAAUUCCAAGCACAAGUGUUAUUGGAGUGUCUUUUUUUACAUUCUGACGGAUUGUUUGACAGAUAGAAGUGUGCUGAUUUUCCUCGGGAAAAUUUUUCCUGAUAAUGAUGAAUCCAGAUUGUCCAGGAAGUGUUUUUUUUGACUCUUGGGAAACUUUAAUGUGUCUACAAUAACAUCGUGUUGAAAGAAAUGUGUGUUAAAGUGUUAUUGUGUGAAAUAUGUUGAGGUAUCUGUUGGCAAGCAGGAAUUUGGUGUCUUCUUGACCACUUCCUGGACAUCCCACAAGAUACUGGUCAAUAAUUCUUCUUGUUUUAGUGAUCAACAUUGUAAAGGAGUCAUUUGACACGCAAAAAUAAUUCACAAAAUUGAUAUUAUUAGCUUUUGGAAAAUUGAAGUUUGUCCAAGUUUCUAUCUUUUGCAUUCAUUAGGGGACGAGAGUUCCCAUGAGUUUUCCAAUUUCCCAGAGGCGGAGAAAAUUCUUUCUCUACAAAAGUAUCAUAUUUGACCACUAAGACUUACAAUAAAGUGAGUUUUACUGAAAUUCGUUCGCUGGAUAUGUUGUGGUCCGGAAAGAGUUAA
Molecule: messenger RNA, 1849 nt
Organism: Phlebotomus papatasi
Lineage: Eukaryota; Metazoa; Arthropoda; Insecta; Diptera; Psychodidae
Exons: 2
Coding region: 441-1412 (323 amino acids)
Source: RefSeq, a predicted model, not a curated record